AUGGCAAUCAAUGAAUUGGAAUCACUUGGAUUAGAUCCCGAAAACUUGAGAGGUCAAGGCUAUGAUAAUGGCGCGAACAUGAAAGGGAAAAACAUCGGCGUGCAGAACCUAAUUCUGGAAAAAUACCCAAGAGCAUUUUUUGUACCAUGUUCAAACCACUCACUAAAUCUUGUUGUGAAUGAAGCUGCUGCUGCAUCGGGGGCAACCGUUAGUUUUUUUUCUUUGGUCGAAGAAAUUUAUAAAUUUCUUUCAGGUUCUUCGAAUCGGUGGGAUAUUAUGAAAAGCCAUAUCACGACAGCUUCCACGUUAGCUCCGAAAAACCUUUGUACAACUCGAUGGUCCAGUCGAAUCGCUGCAAUGAAACCACUUCGGCUGAAUCUUGGCAAAAUAAUCGCUGCAUUGGAUGAAAUUGAGAAUUCAACCGCUUUCAAGGAUAAAGUUCGUUAUGAAGCUGGAGCAAUUAUCGACAAAAUUGAUUAUCCGUUUGUGUGUGCAGUAUGUAUGUGGUACGAUGUUUUAAGUCACGUUAACAUUGCUUCGAAAGCCCUGCAAUCAAUUGAUUCGGAUUUGCAAGCCGCUGUACUUUGUUUGGGUAGUACUAAAUUUUUUUUGGAAGAAUACAGAUCAACUGGACCUGAAAAAGUUUUUAGUGAAGCAACAGAAAUCUGUGAGAGUAUGGAAAUCGAGGUCGUUUUUACAAACAGUCGCAAGCGUGUUGCUGUUGGACGUGAAAUAAAUUCGGAAGAAAGCUUCCAAAAUGAUUUCAUUGAUGUUGUCUUGAACGUAGCAAUCAAUGCAGUAGAGGAGCGAUUCGUUGCAUUAGAGAAGCACAAUUCAACAUUCUCCUUUCUCUACAAAUUUGACGAUUUUGAUCAAAAUAGAAGAAAUGGAAAUUUGCUCAAGUCGUGCAAACAGCUUCAAGUAACGCUUUCAAAGGGAGAAGAAUGUGAUAUUGAUGUUGACGAAUUGAUUUCAGAGAUGACGGUUGUGGCGGAAUUGGUAAAGCAUCGUCAUUUAGUUAGAGUCAUCGAUAUACUCAACGGGAUCAAGAGCAGCGGUAUGGAAAAUCUUGUCCCCAACGCCGUUAUUGCUUACAGGAUAUUUUUGACAAGUCCUGUGUCAGUUGCAACCGCUGAGAGGACUUUUUCUAAGCUGAAAAUAACUAAAAACUACCUGCGCAAUUCGAUGUCACAAGACCGUUUGAAUGGCUUAGCUACAAUAUCAAUUGAGCAUGAAAUUGCUGAUUCAAUUCAAUAUGAGGAUAUCAUCGACGAAUUUGCCGCUUCCAAAGCCCGGAAAGUUUCCUUUUACUGA
This is a messenger RNA of Sitodiplosis mosellana (orange wheat blossom midge), 1314 nucleotides long. Its product is annotated as zinc finger MYM-type protein 1-like. NCBI's taxonomy places the organism in Eukaryota, Metazoa, Arthropoda, Insecta, Diptera, Cecidomyiidae. Gene Ontology annotation, molecular function: protein dimerization activity. The record is from RefSeq and is a predicted model, not a curated record. Bases 1 to 1314 code for a protein of 437 amino acids. The transcript has a single exon.